Molecule: messenger RNA, 1431 nt
Organism: Pocillopora verrucosa
Lineage: Eukaryota; Metazoa; Cnidaria; Anthozoa; Scleractinia; Pocilloporidae
Source: RefSeq, a predicted model, not a curated record
AUGCCAGAUUGGUACCCAAUCAAUUUGAAGGAUGGUGAGACAAUACGUAUAAGAGCAUCUUUGGUGGCACAUGUAGCAGAUAAUCCAGCUGCUCACCAAGCCAUUGGUUUGAAGGAAUCAGUGGGUGGUGCCCUCAGAAAGUGCAGGUUUUGUAAUGCUGAUAAUAAUGCCAUGCAAAAUGGAUUCAGAGAGGACGAUUUUGAGGCGCAAACACUCAAGAAGCAUUUAGAGCAAUGUAGUGUGAUCAGUGGAGCCACUCAGACCCUUAAGGACCACUACAGAACCAGUUACGGUAUUAACAGGAAAAGUAUCCCCACUGAGUUUCCACACUUCGAUAUGUUUAAACAAACUCCUCCAGGUGUUAUGCAUGUUUUCUUAGAGGGAGUUCUACCCCUAACAUUACAAGCUCUUAUAAAACAUUAUGUUGACACUAAAGUAACCAAUCUCGCAACAAUAAACAGUGCCAUUCAAAGUUUCCCAUAUAGUUACAUGGAAAUUACUGACAAGCCCAACUAUGUACGUGAAAAAGAUCUCCAUGGUUCCACAACUCUGAAUCAAGAUGCAGCAAAAUGUCAUUUACUCUUUUGCAUUUUUCCAUUCGUUGUUGGAGACAGUAUUAACUUUUCUGACAGCCACUGGGAGCUAUACACUUUGUUAAGUGACAUUACAGAAAUUUGCUUUGCAUCAGUUGUUAGCCUUGAAACCAUAGCACAGCUAAAGGAAAAUGUUGCUGAAUAUUUAAGACUCUUCAAGGAACUUUUUCCUGAACAGCCUUUUACUCUAAAGCAGCACUACCUUGUACAUUUUCCAAAAGUUAUACUUCUUCUUGGUCCACUGAUAAACUUGUGGGCCAUGCGUUUUGAAGCAAAACAUCAAUACUUCAAAGACCUUAAGAAAAUACUGAAUUUGAAGAACAUUUGUUUAUCCUUAUCCAAUCACCAUCAAAAGAAGGCAGCCAUGAAUCGCAGUGCUGCUUCAAUAUUUAAGGGUAACGAAUAUGGUCCUGUGCAACAUCCCAAAGGAGAAGAGUUGUCAAGAAUAAAGGAGAGGAUUUCUUCCACUCUUGCUCUUGAUCCAAAUUCAAUAAAUAAUGUGGAAUCAUUUAAAUGGAUUAAACUUCAUGGAACAAAAUAUAUAGAGGAUAAAUGCUAUUUGGCCAUCCAGUUUGAUGAUGUAGACCAUCCAGUUUUUGGACAACUGAGUGGGAUUUUUGAACUAAAUAUUUCGUUUGUUGUCUUUGAUGUAGUAUGUCUAGAAACAGUAGGAUAUGAUGAAACACUUAAAGCUUUUGAGGUUCGUCCACAAGCCUCAGGCAUUACUUCAAUCACGCCAGAUAUGCUAAUUACUCACACACCUUUGGCCAUGUACACAUAUCAUGGCUCUAGUUACAUUAAGUUGAAAGGCAGGAUUUCAGAUAUACAAAAUAACUAA